AUGGAGAAGGCUGUUGGUGAUCAGGUUGCCUUCAAAGUAGAAAGUCUUCCAGAAUCAGAUGAUCACUUAGUGGAUGGAAUUAGAAAAGCCAACUCUGUCAAGGAUGCUGUAUGCAUAGGUGUUCCUAACUUGGACACUGUACCUGUUGACUUAGAUAAGCAGUAUGCACCGCCGCGUAAUGCUUGGGUGCUCUGUGAUGAUUGUCAUAAAUGGAGGCGUAUACCAGCUGAGCUUGCAGAUGUUAUAGAUGAAAUAAAGUGCACAUGGACCUGUAGAGAUAACAAGGAUAAAGCCUUUGCUGAUUGCUCAAUCCCUCAAGAGAAGUCAAAUUCAGAGAUUAAUGCGGAGUUGGAUAUAUCAGAUGCCUCAGGUGACGAAGAUGCUUCCGUCACCCGAUUAAAUUAUAAAGAAUUGGAACGUCGGCGCCCAACAGUUUCCCAACAGAAUGUUGCAAGCAUCAAAACUAAUCAGUUCCUUCAUCGUAACCGUAAAACUCAGACUAUUGACGAGAUAAUGGUUUGUCAUUGCAAACCACCUUCAGAUGGCCAGUUGGGUUGUGGAGAUGAUUGCCUUAAUCGAAUGCUUAACAUUGAGUGUAUUCGAGGAGCCUGUCCUUGUAGAGACCUUUGUUCAAAUCAACAGUUCCAAAAACGCCGAUAUGCCAAACUGGAGAAGUUUCGAUGUGGGAAGAAGGGUUAUGGGCUCAGGUUGCUUGAUGAUAUAUUUAAAGGGCAAUUUCUCAUUGAAUAUGUUGGAGAGGUGCUUGAUACACAUGCUUAUGAGGCACGGCAAAAAGAGUAUGCUUUAAAGGCUCACAGACAUUUCUACUUCAUGACAUUGAAUGGCAGUGAGGUAAUUGAUGCAUGUGCAAAGGGAAAUUUGGGGCGUUUCAUUAACCAUAGUUGUGAUCCUAAUUGUCGCACAGAAAAGUGGAUGGUGAAUGGAGAGAUUUGCAUAGGACUAUUUGCAUUGAGGGAUAUAAAGAAGGGCGAAGAGGUGACAUUUGACUACAACUAUGUAAGGGUUUUUGGAGCUGCUGCCAAAAAAUGUUAUUGUGGCUCAGCUCAAUGUCGGGGUUAUAUAGGUGGUGAUCCUCUUGAUAGUGAAGUCAUCAUUCAAGAUGAUUCAGAUGAAGAAUAUAUUGAGCCCGUGAUGAUUCCAGAAGAUGGUAUAUCUGAAAAGGUGGAGAGUGCAUCUACAAAUAAAGAAAUGGAUAAGUCAACAAUUGCUGUUGGGGAAUUGGAGUUUACCACACAAAGGGAGGAGUCCGUGAACCCAUCUGAAUCUGCUGUUUCGCAUAUACAUGAUUCACUGGAACUGGAGCACUCAAGACAAAAAUUACCAUCUUCUGUCCAACCAGUUGAAGCUUCCGAACAUAAAGAAGAAACUAGCAGACCCAUGUCCGUUGUUCAGCAGGAGAUUUUAAGGGAAAAUGAGACUAAAGAAAAAUCCUCAACCUCAUUUGAAAGACUAGAGAUUGCUUCUCCAAUAAAAGUUCUUAGCAAGUCUUUAUCUGAUGGCAUUGAUGCUAACAGGAAGUCCAAGUCUGACACUACUGAAGAUAGGCAGGUUUCUUCUAAAGUACGUCCUAAUGUGAAAACUUCCCGUUCAUCCAGUUUUGUGAAGAAAGGCAAAGUGAGGAUUAUCCCAAGUGGUAACAAAAUUCAAGUGGCAGCCAACAAAUCUCAUGUGCUUUCUAUCAAACCCAAAAGAUUAACAGAAGGUUCAGUGGAGGAGAAGCUUAAUGAGCUGUUGGAUGUCGAUGGAGGGAUAAAUAAACGGAAAGAUUCCACUAAAGGCUACUUGAAGCUUCUGUUCCUAACUGCAGUAUCAGGUGAUAGUGGCAAUGGUGAAGCAAUUCAGAGCAAUCGAGAUCUUUCAAUGAUCCUUGAUGCGCUUUUGAAAACAAGGUCACGGGUGGUUUUGAUUGAUGUAAUAAAUAAAAACGGUUUGAGAAUGCUACACAACAUAAUGAAGAAGUACAGAGAAGACUUCAAAAAGAUACCAAUCCUCCGGAAGCUUCUGAAGGUCCUAGAGUAUUUGGCUGUAAAGCAGAUACUUACGUUGGAACAUAUUACUGGAGGCCCUCCUUGCCCUGGAAUGGAGAGCUUUAUGGAGUCAAUGCUAUCAUUGACAGAACACAAGGACAAACAGGUCCACCAAAUAGCACGGAACUUUCGAGAUAGGUGGAUCCCUAGACAUCUCAGAAGACAUGGCUUUGUAGACAGGGAUGAUAGCAAGAUGGAAUUUAACAGAGGUUCAAACUGCAACAGAUUAUCCACAUCACAUGAUAAUUGGCGUGAUCAAAGUGGAAGGUCUACUGACACUAUAGAUAGUAUCAAGCAAUCAGUGCUUUCAACGACUUCUGUGAGUACUGGUGUCCAGGACUGUUCUGCACCUUGUACAGGUGGAUGCCCAACCAGUGUGACAAAAGUUCGCAAGCGUAAAAGCCGAUGGGAUCAGCCAGCAGAGACAAUCCCUGAUUCAAGUUCACUGCAGAACAAAGAACAGAAGACUGAGUCUGGAUUGCAUAGACCUAGUCCAUUGUCUGGGACAGGUGAAGUGGCAUUGCAUUUAGAGAGGGUGAGUGGCGACGACGGAAAUUGCUCAAGCAGUGUGCAUGAUAACUCUCAGCAAAAUGAUGGAGCUCAGAUCAACCUUGAGGAUGUUCCUCCUGGGUUUUCAUCUUACAUUAGAACCCCUAUGGUUUCAUCUAUUGCUUCGUCAUCAUUUUGUCCUUUGAAGUGUCCUGCUGCAGUUAUAGGGCAUCCACAAGAGAAAUUUGUUUCUCGCUUAUCUGUCUCGUAUGGAUUUCCACUGUCAAUGAUGCAGCAAUAUGGGACACCACAUGCUGAAACUGUAGGGACUUGGGCUGUUGCACCUGGCAUACCUUUUCAGCCUUUUCCACCAUUGCCCCCGUUUCCCCGACAUAAGAAAGACCCUUCACCUUAUCCUACCGUCAAUCAUGUAUCAGGUAAUCAACCUGCAGGAGGACAACCGGACUGGUGUGUUCCUGCAACUUCUCAGUCUGAAGAAAGCACUCCAAGCACAACUGGUUCCAAUCAGGCAGACUUUGGCAGUCCAUGUGCAAACAAUCAAUAUUCAUCUAAACGAGUUAGAGUAUCCUCGAAUGAUUUGGGAAGGAGAUACUUCAAGCAGCAGAAGUACUGGAAUAAUACAAAAUUGAGGACCCCAUCUUUUAGCGACCGAAACGGGUGGGGAUGUACUGGAAACAACUCCGGAGGUGGGACAGCAGAUGGCAUAGGCGUAGGACAUGUAGCAAAUGAGCUUAGUACUUCAUAUUGUUCAGAGGAUUUAAGCUAUAGGGUGGAGAAAGCUGGGAAUAAUGUCAAUCAGCAUUCACAUCACCAUUAA
This is a messenger RNA of Prunus armeniaca (apricot), 3375 nucleotides long. NCBI's taxonomy places the organism in Eukaryota, Viridiplantae, Streptophyta, Magnoliopsida, Rosales, Rosaceae. The record is from the annotation of a GenBank genome assembly.